CACAAUUUUUCAGUUGUUCUGCGACAAGGUAGCAAGAUUUCCCCAUACCACUCUGUCACGAUUCCCGUGCAAAUUGAGAACCGCAAAAAAAGUUUGACUAGAAAUGUUCUGUAGCAUCUCUUGGAAUCGAAAACAUCACUACCUCUAGGUUUUCUUUUUCUCUGAAAAACAAAAUGAAAUACGACGCAUUUAGUUUAGGAAUCGAAGCAAGUAGAAGAAAGGCUUUAUCAGACUCACUUGUUCGUUUCCAAUUUCAUAGGAACACUGCCACGUAUUAAUUAGGCGAGCAAAUUACGACAAGCCAUGGGUUGCCUUGAGUCCAAGGAUGCAUACGCGCAUCCAUUCGAUUGUGCCGAUUUCGGGUCCGGAUCAACAGCAGUGAAAAACGAUGCCGGGCGUGAUAGGGUGGAAUUGAAAGUAGUAGAUACCCUCUUUUAUUUGGUGGUUCGUCGAGCUCGAGUUUCAUUAAUUUUUCGCGUGGGUAAUUGUAUCUUUUAGAAGAUCUUCGGUAAAUCCAACCACCUGUCACAUGGUUGUAGACGGAGACACUACUUUUGAUUCUCAGUUAAGCAAACUUCCACUUCGUAGGUGUGUGUCACACGCACAACUGAACUGAUACCGACAAUGAAUUUGAGGUAGUCGAGUAUUCGACGUCAGCAGAUGAGUCUACGGAUGUUGGGGCUUCUUCCAGUAGCAAUUGCAGUCCAUUGGAGCCAGAGAGUUCUUCAUCGUCCGAAAACGUUUCCGCUGUGAAGUUAUGGGACGACCGCAAGAUAAAGCUCAUCCGAGUAUCUUUGUUGCGAAGAUCUUGAUCUUUUAUAUAUGAAAUACAGUCCUAAACAUGUUGUACUGCUCCUUUUUGGUGAAUGAAGAUACCUCAAAAUCAUGGAUUUCUUUGUAAUUAUACAACAGGAUUCGCGAAGACUACUAGAAUAAAGAUGCCUAGUCGACGUUUUGUCCCAGUACGUAAUUAAAGGUUAAGUAUUCAUGGCGCUAAUCAACAAGGAGAGCGCUGCUGGUCCAGAAUGCGAAAUACCAACGAUGGUGGGCGUGCCGCCGUCGUCAUCGUCGAGUUUGAGCAGCAGUGUUACGGACACUACCUUCUCCAACGCAGGCGAGGGGGGAAAAAAGAAGUCAGGCCACAAGAACAACAAAAGCGGAAAGAGCAAAGGAAAUAAGAAAGGCAAGGGGAAAGGGAAAGGUGGGAAUAUAGACGGAAAAGGCAAGGGAAAAAAAUGAUUGAUUAUGUGAAAAUAAAGUGAUAAAAGUAGAGUGAGCACCUGUUCAUGAGGAUUAUCACGAAGAAGACAUUUCCAUUUUUAUGGUGAUUGCAUGUGUUUAUUAUGUAGUUAGAAUGUUGUUUGACGAAAAGCACGUUCUCAUAUGCUUAUAUCGUCCCCCUGUUCAGAGAAACAUUACAGCCCAAGGCAUGGUACUAUCUAUAAAUUUAUCUCAGCUCGCCGCCUUCACUCUUGAGAACUUAGCUUUUUUACUUUUAUUUUUUAUCUUCGCGCAAAACAUCGCAGAGCAUUAUUCGGUAGCAUGUUUUGUCUUCACGCUGUCAUCUUUUAUCUGUUGAGAAUACUACCUGUGCCGCAUGUGCGUGUGCUUAUCUAUGCACUCGAUUGUCCGCAAACGCACCCAACCUCCUCCUGGCCAGAUGUAAAUUACCAUCUGCUCGUCAAGAAAAAGUCUCUUUUGUAUGUUUAAUCAGAGUAUCGCUCCUCGACAUGAUCGAUGGAGAAAGUUCAAGCCUCGGCCUCCUAAAAUCGUUGGGCCGGGCCGGCCUUACCAGCAGUAUAUGCGCC
This is a messenger RNA of Amoebophrya sp. A25, 1808 nucleotides long. NCBI's taxonomy places the organism in Eukaryota, Dinophyceae, Syndiniales, Amoebophryaceae. The record is from the annotation of a GenBank genome assembly.